AUGUAUACUUCUACUCUUCUUCUCGCUCUCGUCGCUUCUGCGAGUGCUCACAUUGCUUCUUGGAACAAGGGCAUGUACUGCAAAGGUGGCAAUGACUCUUCUGUUGACAAUGCCAACACCAACCUCGCCGUGAACCCUCUCUACGAUCUCCCCAAGUCCAAAUGGUGGAUGCAAGCCGACCGCGGGUGCGAUGCCGUGCCUCCUCCUAAAGGCGAGUUCCUCGAGCUUCCAGCCGGUAAAUCCUUCAUGACGGAACUCGCCAACAACCGUGCCUUCACGACACUCUCUUACAAGGGAGAGUUGACUACAGAAUGGCAAGAUGGCAAGAACCGCUCUAUGCCGUGGAGAGGUCCUGAAGGUGGCUGUCUCAUGGACGGUGGUGAUGGCUCGGGUGGAGAGUUGCACACCAAGAACAUUGAGUCAACUGGUGGAACAGCCUGGGCCAUCUCGUACGAGAGCGAUAUCAGCAAGGUCACCAUGGAUAACCUUGUUGUUUUCUCUCAGUUCUCCUUUCUUUCGCGAGACUUGGUACGACGUCCCAGCCGAUAUGCCUGCAUGCCCUGA
Fusarium musae is the source of this 564-nucleotide messenger RNA. RefSeq lists its product as uncharacterized. The coding region runs from base 1 to 564 and encodes 187 amino acids. NCBI's taxonomy places the organism in Eukaryota, Fungi, Ascomycota, Sordariomycetes, Hypocreales, Nectriaceae. The transcript has 3 exons. The record is from RefSeq and is a predicted model, not a curated record.